Molecule: messenger RNA, 2027 nt
Organism: Pseudo-nitzschia multistriata
Lineage: Eukaryota; Bacillariophyta; Bacillariophyceae; Bacillariales; Bacillariaceae
Source: the annotation of a GenBank genome assembly
CGCGUUUUGUGAAGCCUUUACUAGCAUCCCCAUCCUUUUGCAACUGCGAUUGUUGUUGUGGCUGGGUUGGGAAUCUGAACAGCGCCGUGGGAAUUGCAACGCACUGAUACAUCAAUUAAGUUGUGAUUUCUCCCGAGACGUUGAUGCUAUUCAAGAAAUAUUUCCUCUUCAUCUUGACCAUUCAGAGACAAGAACACCUCUGCAAGCCAGAAAAGUUCCGUCAUGGUGUCGCCGGCUUUGAAACGAAUCAAUAUUUCGCCGCCAUCGAAGAAAUACAUAGCGUCCCCAAGGGGAAACACUCACGGGAGGAAGCCUUCCAAUAGUGACUUUCUUUGUGCAAUGUUUUUGCGAUACACCAAGUGGAUUACGCUGGGGAUUCUAGGAAUCGCAAUGACUAGAAUGAUAUCAAUGGACUCUACCGUUACCCCCAUUAAAAAUGGGAGCACCAGAAAUUGGGAUUUAGAUUCAAACAAUCCUGAGAUUCCGGGGGGAAAAGCUUCUUCUGGCAACUAUCCAGAGUAUGUGGAAAAUCACUCCUACUCCAACGGUGAUCAUGGCGAUCAUCAUCAUCAAUCGCCACUUAACGAGAAAGUAGAAGUCAUCAAAGCUAUUGAUCAAUUGCAAGGUACAGCUACUGCGACUAUAACCAAUAAUCAUACUUCUGAGAGUCAAUCGGGAAAACCCAGUGAUUUAUUGUCGAAAUAUAACCCGUUGAACGCUCCCGUAAUACUUGAUGGAUGGAAUCGAACGGUGCAGGUUCAUUUGAUAGUCGAUGUUACUGGCGGUGAGGAUAUCAAUCCAGCCUCCAAGCUGUUGCUAUCUGCUGUACAGCGAUCGAAAUAUACGCAACUGAAAGCUGUUACAUUCGUGCGACCCUCUAUCGAAACGAUCGACUUUUUCUCGCGGAAGCCUGGCCUUCCCUUGCUCUUCUUGGUGGAUUGGGGUUCGAUGGAUCGAGACUGCCAUCGAUUACAGUUGACGCUGGAAAAUAUUAGAGAACAGGAGAAAAAUCAUUCGAAGAGAAAACGAGAAAAAGAACAGCCAUACUUUUUAUUGAUCGACUCAAGUGGCAGCACACGGCGAACGGGAUGCAGCUACUUAUUCGUGAGCAACAGCGAUGAUCGUAGGGACAGUGAAACUGCCAUUUCGUACGCGCGCGCAAACGACAACUCACGAAUCCGUUUGGCAAAGCGAAGCAUUGUCCAGAAUCGAUUUUAUGACAGGAGGAACAACAAAGUCCAUCUGGGAGAUGUAUCGCCAAAUCAAUGGGACGGCGCUCCAUCGGAUUACAGUAAACCUAUUUUGCAUAGUCCAUUCGCUCUGCGAGAGUCCUUUGUAAUGAGCAUACAGAAUAUUACCAAGGGGAAGCGGGUGUCGAUGAAUGACUCAAAGCGGACUGUGGACGUUGGAUUUUUUUGGAAAUCUGGAGACUACUCCCAUUAUGGCUUUUAUCGUCGCGACAUUGGAAAAGUCGUGAAGACCUUGCACCAUUCCUCUAUCAAUAAAGAGGCUGGCACGCGUAUGGAGAACCUAGUGCAAAUCUCGUACACUGAUGAAAAAGGAAUGGAAGCUGGGAACGUUCAGUAUAAAUAUACGAUGGAGCUUUUGAGAUGUAAGAUAGUGGUGAUUGCCCAAAGGGAUGAAUGGGAAGAUCAUUUUCGAUUGAUGGAAUCUCUUGCCAGUGGAGCAUUGGUCAUGACCGAUCGUAUGGUUGCUCUUCCUGCGGGGCUGGAAGAUAAGGUCAACAUCGUGAUCUACGACAACCCAAAGAUGCUGAAGGAUCUCAUCAAAUAUUACACCAAGCCAAAAAACAAAAACAAGCGGAAACGCAUUGCAUUAAAGGGAUACAACUUAGUCAUGGGACGCCAUCGAUCGUGGCACCGACUAGAAGAACUUCUGUUUGGAAGACCACUGACAAAUGUUGAUCAGCCGGAUGCGCCAGCACCAAAAAAAGGUGCAUUGCCUACUUUUAAAGAUAGAUGAACUAGAAAAGAAUGUACUACUACUAAAAAAUACCCUAGAGAACC